Ixodes scapularis (black-legged tick) is the source of this 6186-nucleotide messenger RNA. Its product is annotated as alpha-(1,3)-fucosyltransferase C. Gene Ontology annotation, molecular function: alpha-(1->3)-fucosyltransferase activity. The record is from RefSeq and is a predicted model, not a curated record. Gene Ontology annotation, cellular component: membrane. Bases 1650 to 2825 code for a protein of 391 amino acids. The transcript has 2 exons. NCBI's taxonomy places the organism in Eukaryota, Metazoa, Arthropoda, Arachnida, Ixodida, Ixodidae.
UCUUUUUUUUUUUUUUUCGAAAAGGUGAAGGUGGCCGACUUGUCGUGGAGGAUGUCGGACGCCUGUUUGUUCUAAAAAGAAGAGGCCCUGUCGCAAAACAAUACAAUAAAUAAAAGGACUUGUCGUUCUGAAAUAUGUCCACGUUUUGAGAGCACAACAUACGCACAAGGGGAAAAAAAUCGAGAGUGAAACUGUUGGUUCAUUCGCAUCCUGUAGGUGGCAGCAAAACGUCACUAAAUAAAGCCCGACGGCCCGACUCUUUGCCUUCUCAGUCUCCUGAAACAAAGUACCCCACACGUCUGCUUCCGCGUCUUUCUUCAAUAACGACACAGCCCGGGGCAAUGAGGAAAGUCGUUUGCUCCAGCGGACAGGACGCGUCUGUCAACAGUGUCAAGGGCUGUCGCUGCAGGGCACGCAAGGGGCAGCCAGUCAAACCCUCAUCACUGUUCGAUUUGUCACGCCCGAAACAACGCGGAAAGACGAACAUCAAGCAAUAACGAAUACAACCCCUCAACUUGGUCGUCGUCCUUUCAAAUCUGUCACGCAAAAGUAAGCAAAACAAGAAGCACCCAAAGUCUGUCGUCGGCAAGUCACCGCCCUUAGGACAAAGUGACAGAGUCAGGAACGAGCCCGAUCAAUACGCCUCCUGGCGCCAGACUGGCGAACGGAGACACGUGACCGAAAACAACAAGGGGCCGCUCCUAGUUUCUCGACGGCCGGCCUUCUGCGCUUGUACAACUCCUCCGUUUGGCGCGUUGCAUGGUCGCGAAGAGAGUGUGGAUGUGCCGCACGUUCGCAAAGACGGAGCAGCGAUUGAACCAUCGGGUCUGUGCACGUCCAGCGCUCGGAAAAGUGCUCGCAACGGCCUAGCGGCCGCCAUACAAAAUUCCGGCCAGGUAACCCGUCCAUGAUCGUCCAGUUAAUUAAUAAGUGAUGUCGGCGGCUCGCCGGCAAUGUCGUAGGGGCUAAAGGGAAAGCACUAGUUCGUGCUGCCACCUAGUGAACAUCGAGGUAACUACUACGUCAAGUGUCACGACGCGUUGUCUCGUGUGUUCUCGGCUGUUUGUGCACAACUUUCCUCAAAGGACACUGAUGGACCUGAAUCAGUGUUCGACUGAUAACCCUGGAACCGUCCUUCAAAGCGGAAAUGCGGCGCCGCGUUUGGCCAAAGUCGCCGAAGUGGUGUUUGUACGGACGGCGGCCGCUCUGGCGGGUCUGAGAUGCAAGGACAGGUGGCGCCAGCUUGUGCGCUGGUUCUCAAGCGAGCGUCGGCAAGUCACUUGAGGGAGAGGGAGAAAGGGGGGUACGAAGGAGUGUGGGGCAAUCCCUGCGCAGCCCCUGUAGUUGGAAGUUGCGACGGGACGUUCGCUGGUUCGCGUCCGGCCGUGAUUUGCGUCGGAAUUGGAGUCGUUUGAUUCGACAUUGCAACGAGUCUCGGUUUUUGACACUGUCAAGGUUAUGACGGUUGAGGAACAGGUUAUUCAGAGUGGCGGCGAAGCUUCCGCCGGCUUCUUUAUUGCAAAAUCGUGUCGAGGUAGAACGUGGCAAAGUUUGCAGAGACUUGGCUAUCAACUUCAAGGCGUCCCCGUCUCUGUUUCCCGUACUCCUGGAAAGGUGUCACCGGCCUCUAAUGUCUUCCAGGGACCCAAAUGUCGCUGCCACGGAAGGGACAUAGCUGCCCCAUCUGGCCGAAAAUGACGCCGUCCGUGCGGACAAGCAUCUUCAUCUUGACGUCUCUCCUGCUGUUAUUGUGGCUCUUCUCGUUCAGUGCAUUUCGUCCAACAUUCCGGCAAAUAGUGGGGGUCUGGUCGCCGGUCAAGUGGUCCUAUUACCCCUGGUACAACCGGGACAGUGCAAAUGUCACCAAGGAAGUUCCCCGAAUUCUCCUUUGGACUUCGUUUUACGGCACGUGGAUCGGAUCCCUGAACAAUUCUAGGACAGGUGAAAUGUUGACUACGAAAUGCAGCCGCUCGUGCAUCCUUACUAAUGACAGGAGUCUCCUGGAGUCCAGCGACGCGAUUGUGUUUCACAUCCGGGACAUUGACAUGGCGAACCUGCCCCAAAGAAGGUCCCCUUUCCAGAAGUGGGUCUUCUGGUCCAUGGAACCUCCGCCUUACUCCGUCUUCGCAGGUUUCAAGUACAUGAUGAACAUGUUCAACUGGACUAUGACCUACCGCUUUGACUCUGACAUACCCGUGCAGUACGGCCAGUUGGAGAGGAAGGAGGACCUGGCUCCGAAAAAGAAUCACAGUGCACUUUGGAAGUCAAAGUCGGUGAUGGCCGUCUGGAUGGUGAGUCACUGCAACACGGACGGCAGACGGGAAGCGUACGUGAAAGAACUCAAGAAGUACCUCAAGGUCGACGUGUACGGCCUGUGCGGAGACCACAAGUGCUCGAGAAGUCGGGGAACUUCCUGCUACUCCGAUUUUGAACGGAAGUACUUUUUCAUGCUUGCUUUCGAAAACUCCAUUUGCCGAGACUAUAUCACGGAGAAGUUUUUCACAGCCCUCAGGUACGACAUGGUGCCCGUGGUUUUCGGAGGUGCCAACUAUACUCGAGUCGCUCCUUCUCGGUCCUUCAUCGAUGCCCUCAGCUUCAAAAGUCCGAAGCAUCUUGCCGAACACUUGACACGCGUGGCGAAGAACGUUAGCGCGUACAAAAGUUAUUUCGACUGGAAGUCGCGCUACAAGAUACUCUCCUGGUCGGAGGAGUUUUGUACGCUAUGUUCUAAAUUGCACGGUAAGGACUUCAGAGAGCAAACUACGUACAAUGACAUGCGGGUGUGGUGGGAACAGGAGGGCCGGUGCCGGUCUUGGAACCUGUGAACUUGUUUAUAGAAACCUACGGUGGCCUUUCGCGUCAUUGGUCAAAGUGAUCCCUGAUUUUUAUGACAUCCGGAGGUUGAAUAGAUGGGUCGGAUCUAUACCUUUUAAGUUUUACCGCUGCAUUAUAGUGUUCUUUUUUUCUUCUUUUAGUCGGUCCAUUUGUAGUCAACGUUUGUUGUAAGAAAGGUUGUAGUGUCGCUCGUCUCGCUUUUCCUUGGGGAUCAUUUUCGCUUUUGGGGAUAACAUGAUGUGAUCUGAGGCAGGGUCCAACCAGAGUAACUGUAUGGUCCAACUAGCGUGUUUUUAAGUACCUUCGAGCGCGUGGCCGAGACGGUGGCUGGGGGGCUCGGCUCGAACGACAUGGGCAAUUCCAUGUCGUUCGGAGGGGAGAGAAUGCGCUCAGCCGGGGUACGCAGAUUCGGUUUGAUUGCAUUAUGGCGUUUCGUUUUCCUUGUAUCGGUAUGGAUCUGUCCGCAAAGCACACCGCGCCCCAUCAGCCACCGUCUCAACCGCAGGCUUAAAGUAGUUUUUUGAGCAUUGCUGGAGACUGUUCCUAUUUUUUGGAGGAGGGAAUUUUUGGUCAAAGUACAUAAUCGUGUUGCCAUAAAAUAGGCUGUAUUCAUCUGAUGUCACUCCGCCAUCCUUUGUUUACUGGUUUGGUGUACGAACAAAAUACACCAUCAUGCUGCCACAGAAUAGGCUGUUUGCACUUGAUGCAUGUCAUUCUGCCAUAUUUUGUUCAAUGCUGAGUUAGAUUAUGCCAAGAAACUGUACCGCGGCAUCUCAGUCAGCUUGCGCUGAGCGUAGAGACAGUAAGAGUCGUUUACAAAAUUUGCCGAGGGCGGCAAUAGAUGAUGUACUUGUUUUUAUGAAAAUAUCAAAGGAUGAACUUAUAUCAGUCACCAUUUACGGAUAAAAACGGAAUUGGAGAACUAUGCAGCUUGGUAUAUUUCUUUUUUUCCAUGCGAUGACAGGUCGCUGUUCAAGUCGCCAAAUAAACAAACGUAAACGAUAUUCUUUUAUGAAGGCUACCUGCUAAAUAAGUAAAAAUAAGGUGGACAGUGAAAGAGUGAGGAAAAUCUCCUCGCACUAUUCAGGGGCUUAAGUCGCUUUGUGUGACGAUAGGUUUAGAAUUGCUAACUUGCCCCCUUUUAUAUAGUCACAAGGCCCACCAGACCUGCAGGGUUGUUGCUUCAUUUUGACAAAGAACGUGCUAAAGUGCACAUAACACACAAAUUAAAAUUUCUAUGCUUACGUUUUCACUGGGGUAUAUGAAUUCAACCUUUGAUAUAUUUUAAUAGCAAAUGCACCACCUAAGCGCAAAAUGUUGUACCGUUCUCUACUGACUCGAUUCCUACUGUCGAUUUGGAUUGGGGUCGUUCCAGUUUGGUCCACCCUGUUCUUGUAAUGCUAUACUAUAGGUCUAUAAUUUUAUACCACAGCAGCUAGAUAACGUACAAGGAGUAUUCUCAAUUGAAGGGAUUAACCUCAGAUCCAUCCAUUCUACCAUAUGUUUUCGAAACUUUUUUUUUCCCCCCAUGGAGGAAAUGCUUUUCCUAAAAAGUUGUCGUUUUGGAUAGAAACGUUUAAGCAAAAGUGAGUUGCGCACUGAACGGUGUAAAACAUUUCCCUAUGCGAGGUUAACUAUGGGACCAGCUCUGGUAUUACAAAAAAAUAAAUACUUAACUGUUUGAGAGCGUCUUUUGUUCGACUAGAGUUUUAGCGGUGCUCAGAGUGCAUUUCUACAGGCACGCGAGUCGAACAAGUCCGCCCUUUUUCUGUAGACUACACAUGUUACUGCAGAAUUUGUAGCCGAGUACAGCAUCGUUGCGUCUUACAGCAGUGUGGUGUUUGCUUCGAGAACAUGUACAUAUACUCUCCGUAGUGCUAGUUACGCUUAUGGCGUAAGUGUCCAAGUGAGCCUAGCACAGCCUUUAUUGUAGGGGUCAACGACGGCCGUUGCAUUUACUGCACAUCUGACGUAUUGACAACUUGCCAUGUCCGACUGCGUCGAGGAACCCGGUGAAGAUCUGUUGCGGGGCUUGUGUCACCGUGCACGCCUCUGUGCGGCAUGCUUUGCCACGAGCACCCAUUCUGAUUUGUAACAUUUGUGCUUCAAAAAUAACUUGUGAUAUAUAUGUGGUGUCCUGCGCGGUAUCUGAGUGCCAUUGCUGUUGUGUGUGACGAGGUGCUGGUGUUGUGUACGCAGUGUUGCGGACUAUUUUCUAAGCGACAUUUACUAUAUGUCUCUCGGGAGUUAGAGGACCUUGAAGGAAUAUUCUGUCACUACAUACUGUUUAGAACGAAUCAUUGGUACUAAUAAUAUGCGAGACGUGCAUUAUUUUUUCAUCUCCACGCGCCAGUUGUUGCUGGAAACAACGAUAUUGAGCUGCGUGAUAACCUCAACUCGCGACCUGAUGUAGCGGUCACAUGUUCUGGCGGCCGGUUUGUGGUCUACGCGUCUAGAUAUGCCCAAGACGUAAUUGCUGCCAAUAUCAAAUUUCUGCGAUUUCCGUCACGGCGCUAAUUUUACAGGAACCUGAAUUUUAGCCGGCGCAUAGACUGUACCCGGUCUGGAGAUCAGCAAUGGGCUCGUUCGAUUUACCAUUCCUUGCCCCAAUCUACACUGCUGUACACCGCCUCAUUCGAUUUGCGAACGCAGCGUAUAUUUUAAAACGCAUAUCGAAGUACGCCGCCCUGCACUUUUCUGCGUCAGUGUAGGCUGGCAUCGGUAAAUUGAACGAGCCCAACGACGCAGCGCUUUGUGUCCGUGAGCCGUACUCGGCAGUAGUGUUUUGACGCCCCGGUUCAACACGCAGGUUUAGGCACGUUUAGGUGGUCUAUCGAUACCCUCGUGCAGAACUGAAAUCGUCGUCGUUUUCCCCUAGACCUGUCACCAUUGACUCAGUAUUGCCGAAGACGAAACUGGAAAACCGUAGCUGGCAUUUAUUUUGAAAUUGUACUGCGUUAGUACAGUUGGCUGGUCUUUCUUAUUUCCAGUACCAUGAUACACUGCGUAUAGAAUUGUAACAUCUGAGCCCAGCAUCAUUCCACUGUCCCUUUAAAUGCUGUCUGGCAAGGCCGCCACAUUGUUAGAGGGGAAAUCAAUAUCGUUUUGGUGACCAGUGGAGUAACUGGGGAAGCGUGUUGGGCCGUGUGGGAUCGGCUGUGUAACCAGGGCAGAGAAUAAAAAUGAUUUAAAUCGUCAUUUAAAUCAGACUAUGAUGAUUUGAAUCAAACCUAUCCCACAAACAUAAUCGAAAAUAUAUUUACCGUUUGUUUGUCACUUCAUGCUAUCUUUGUGCAUUUGUUUUAUAUUUACAUAAGAUAAGCAAGCAAUAAAUAUUUAUGUACGGCUGAA